This is a messenger RNA of Monomorium pharaonis (pharaoh ant), 3586 nucleotides long. It is a transcript of the gene CrebB, whose product is annotated as cyclic AMP-responsive element-binding protein 1. The record is from RefSeq and is a predicted model, not a curated record. Gene Ontology annotation, molecular function: protein binding; DNA-binding transcription factor activity, RNA polymerase II-specific; RNA polymerase II cis-regulatory region sequence-specific DNA binding. Gene Ontology annotation, cellular component: transcription regulator complex; nucleus. Gene Ontology annotation, biological process: regulation of transcription by RNA polymerase II. NCBI's taxonomy places the organism in Eukaryota, Metazoa, Arthropoda, Insecta, Hymenoptera, Formicidae. The coding region runs from base 266 to 1183 and encodes 305 amino acids. The transcript has 8 exons.
CUUCUCGCGCGUUCGCGGGGAUCGCGCGCGCAAGACACGGAGAAACGGAGGCUCGCCUCGUCCGCGCGUUUACGCGAUCACCGCGUUCGCCCUUCAUUCGGGGCCGUGCUUACGCAUACGCGCCGUUUUAUUACUCGUCUGCUGCGCUUAACGUGAUGCCGCGAAAUAUGGCGACCCGACGGGCCGCUGAGGGCAAGAGAGAUCGCGCGCAUCCGCGUCCGCUCCCGACGGGAGUCAGCACGAGAGCUCGCGAGGUAGCCGGGCUAUGGAAAGUAUGGUCGAGGAAAAUGGAUCAGCCGUCGAUCCGUUGUCCCAAGGUUCCCAGAGCGGCGACGCGGCGCCAGCGAUCGCAACUUCGGUACAAUCUAUCGAUAGAACGCAUCAGCAGCAAACUCAUCACCUGGUAGCUUCUACCAGCAUUGUGCAACUGACGCUACCCUCGUCGGGAACAACACAGGUGCAAUCGGUCAUACAGCCCAAUCAACAGUCCGUGAUACAAACCGCCACAAACAUCCAACCUGUUGCAAUCUCCAAAGGGAACGUUAUUCUGGUUAGCAAACCCAACUCUGUUAUACAAACUGCACAAGCCAAUUUACAGACUCUUCAGGUGGUUGAAACUGCUAGCGACGACAGCUUCUCAGACGAGGAUUCACCUAAGAAGAGGAACAUUCUAACCAGACGACCAUCUUACAGAAAGAUUCUCAACGAUUUAGGCGGCGGAGAAAUUACAGACGGUCGUUUGCCCCCCUUAGAAUCAUCCUCCGAGUGUGAUUCUAAUGUGGAUAGUGAAGUGUCUUCCCAUUCGCUCCAUUACCAAACAGUAAUUCCUGCCGGUACUAUUCAAAUUGCGACCCAAGGAGAGGGAGUUCCGGGGCUUCACACGUUAACUAUGAGCAAUGCAGCGACGGCGGGUGGAGCUAUAGUGCAGUAUGCACAGGGCCAGGACACUCAAUUUUUUGUCCCAGCUUAUACUGCAGGUCAUGGGGUGGUAGUAGAAGACGCAGCGCGAAAGAGAGAGUUAAGGUUGCUUAAGAACAGAGAGGCGGCGCGCGAAUGUAGAAGAAAGAAGAAGGAAUAUAUAAAGUGCUUAGAAAAUCGUGUUGCGGUGCUGGAGAACAGAAAUCAGACGCUGAUCGAUGAACUGAAAUCGUUAAAAGAAUUAUAUCAGCAAAAAACCGACUGAGAUUGGUGUUUAAAGCCUGCGCGAUCAGUGUAUCAAAACUAUUACCCAGUCGAUGAACCUGUACAUGUCUUGUUUGUGUACAUUAUCCUAAAUGUUGCUAGGGGUAAGCGAUGGUGAUGUACAUGCAUUCUUAUAGAUAUUUCUCUGUAACAUACUGUAUUUAAGUACGAAUACGAAGGCUUGUGAAACUUGCUGUUACUAAAGCGGGAAGCCAAAGUUAUAUGAGACAUGGAGGCAGCAAACACGUAGGCAAUAUUUCGUAUAUCGGUCUCUAUUUUGGAUAAAAACAGUGAUUCACACUAAAAAAUGAGAAUCUGCAUAUUUGACAUUUCGAUCCUAUAGACUGAAACAAUUAGAUCGCAUUAAUAAUUUAAUUAGCAAAAUUCGUGUUUGUUUAGCAUCACUGUCUACCGAUCGUUUGUACUAGAUGAUGAAGGCGUGUCUUGCUUCGUUAUGACACGCUACAAUUUAUUUUUUCAAUGUGUGCAACAUAGAAAAAAAUAUAUAAAUGUAUAUGGAAGCGUUCACGUGCUAUAACUUUUCGGAAAUAGCAUUUUAAUUAUCCGCAUGAAAAUUUUUAUGUACAUAUUUCUAUGAAACGUGGGUUACAACUAUAUAAUAGAUAGUGCCCGAGAUAUUAUUUGUGGUAGAUUCGCCAGGCACCUGUUUCGUAUUCUUAUCUUUUGAGAAAGUAAUUUGUUUAGAAAAUAUAAUAAAUUAUUUUUGAAAAAGUCUAAUUUCUCCUGUGAAAGACAGCAUUUUGCAAGAUUGUUAUACCUGUAUGUAAUUUGGCGCAAUCAUGUUUUUAUAACGAUGUAGAAUUGAUUACUUAUAUAAUGAAUAGUUGAUGAUGCAACUGUUUACAAAAAUGGACAAAAAUUAUUUAUUUAACGAGUGCCGAUUGAAUCUCCUUUCGAUAAAAAUAAUAUAAACAGUUUUCUGUGUGUAAAAUGUGCCAUGGCAAGACGCGCUUCCAUCUACUGUAAAUAGAUUUUAACCCUUAGAGGAUCGCAAACUUUUUUUUUCUUAAAUUAUAUAAUUUCUUUCCAACAAAAUAUACCAUAAGUAUAAAAAUGCGUAACAGAUGUUACUUUCAAAAUAAGGUUUAAAAAAUCUUAUACGAAUAUUAUUUAUACUGUGUAUACAUCUAAUGACCAUUACCUGUUUGUAGCUGAAUAUAAUCGGAUGUGAAAUAUGAUACUGAUUUUGAAAUGUUACUCGCGAUCCUUUAAAGGUUAAUAUACAAUCGCAAAAUAAAAUCAUAUAUGUCAUCUAUUUUCACAGAAAAUUGAGAAGCAAGCAACAGUUACGAAAAAUUGAACGCUUUUAAUAAAGUUGUUUUAAAAUUGAAUGCUCUAUAAAGAAAUUUUGGCAUCGACGUAGAGGAAAUUGUAGAAAUAGUUACACGACAUUCGAGUGAUAGAAGAAAAAAAAUGUCAUUCUAUCACAAUGCCUGCAUCGCCUCUUUGUUUGCUGUAUAAACGUGCGUAAAAGGGUGUUAUGUCGCUUUUAAAACGAGUAAAAUAAUCAUGUUUUACUAUCUCGUCGGAAAGCCCCGUUCAUUAAACGCCGGACAACACAACUUGUAAAAUAUGAAUGUAAUAUACAUCUGGAGUGCCUUGAAGAUUUAUGAUACUUGUGAUAUACAUAUACAUAUGUUGGAUACAAAAGAAGCGCGCAACAUAUGUAUGUGUAUGUAUAUACGUAUGGAGGAAAUUAUAUUGUAGGUAAAUAUGGGUAGAUAAUAUAUAUAUAUAUAUAUGUAUGUAUAUAUAUAUAUAUAUAUAUAUAUAAUGAUAUUUUUAAAAUAUAUUAUAUUAAUAUAGUUUUAUGUACUUGACACAUACACAACUCUAUCACGAGAAUUGUAUUAUUUUUGGGAACUCGUGUUCCCACGUAAUCUCAUUAUCGUCGAGUCGAAAAAAAACUAAUUACUGACAUAUACCGACACUGCGCGCAAUGUAUUGUGAACAAUACGCGUGAUUUUACCAUAAAAAGAUAGCGUUAAAGACCCAAAUAAAGAACACAAUUUUUUUAACAAAAAAAAAAGACAUUGCAGUUGAUGACGUGAAAUUUGGUUACUUUAUUGGAGCAAGUAAUCUUGAAUUCGUCGUUAUGGUAUGAGCGUUAUCCAUGAAAAAAAUGUCUACUGACAAGUUUUCUAAUGCAUACGCAAUAAUAUGAAAAUUAUUUAUAACAAAGUAAUAUGUAUCCGGAAAUUUGACGCUGGUCGCAUCGUUUAGAAUUUCGUAUUUUAUUGGUCCAUCUUAAUUAUUCGUAGUUUUGUAAUGCUAACGUGCAUAAUGAACAUUGUCAAUUUAUGAAACAUUGCUUGAAAGAAAAAGAAGAAAAGAAAACAGAAUGAAAGAAUCAUUAGAGAUAAUAAAUGUGCCGUAUCCUUUA